Messenger RNA from Anthonomus grandis grandis, 2741 nucleotides. RefSeq names its product DNA replication licensing factor Mcm6-like. NCBI's taxonomy places the organism in Eukaryota, Metazoa, Arthropoda, Insecta, Coleoptera, Curculionidae. The record is from RefSeq and is a predicted model, not a curated record. The transcript has 12 exons. Gene Ontology annotation, cellular component: nucleus; MCM complex. Gene Ontology annotation, biological process: DNA replication initiation; mitotic DNA replication; double-strand break repair via break-induced replication. Gene Ontology annotation, molecular function: ATP binding; single-stranded 3'-5' DNA helicase activity; single-stranded DNA binding. The coding region runs from base 213 to 2612 and encodes 799 amino acids.
ACACGAUACAACGUUUUGUUUUAUGUGUGUGUACGCGGCUUUACAUCGUUCCAUUGUCAUUCCCAAACGUCAAUGUCAAAAUAUUUUGGCGCCAAAAUAACUGCCCCUCCCCCUUUACCUAUGUUAUUUGUUAUUUUUUGUGUUAAUUAAACUUCGUAGUAAAUCUUUUUUAUUUCAACACAUUUAAUAGGAUAUAUAUCCGUUAAAUAAACAUGGAUGUGGCUGAUGUAAAUGUAGGUCAGCGCCAACACAGGGAUGAAAUCGGCAUAAGAUGUCAAAAGCUGUUCCAAGAUUUCCUUGAAGAAUACAAGGAAGAAGGAGAGCUCAAAUACUUGGAGCCAGCCAAAGAGCUACAAAAUGAGGAGCGUAGCAUCAUAGAAGUUAGCUUUGAAGAUGUCGAGAAGUAUAAUCAGAACCUUGCGACUACAAUUAUCGAAGAGUACUAUAGGAUUUACCCUUACCUGUGCCAAGCCGUAUCCAACUUUGUGAAGGACCGUACGGAACUUAAGAAAGAAAAAGACUGUUAUAUAGCUUUUAUGGAUGUACCCACAAGGCAUGUGGUUAGAGAAUUAAAAACCGAUAAAAUUGGCACCCUCAUAAGGAUUUCUGGACAAGUUAUCAGGACACACCCGGUACAUCCAGAGCUGGUUUCUGGAACUUUUGUUUGUCUUGACUGUCAAACUGUUGUUAAAGAUGUUGAACAGCAAUUUAAGUACACCAAUCCAACCAUAUGCAGAAACCCUGUAUGUAAUAACAGAAGAAGGUUUAUGUUGAACGUGGACAAGUCCAAGUUUGUCGAUUUCCAAAAGGUUAGAAUCCAAGAGACACAAGCGGAGUUGCCUCGAGGGUGUGUACCUAGAAGUGUGGAGGUCAUUUUGAGAGCAGAAAAUGUUGAAAGUGUUCAGGCUGGCGACCGUUACGACUUUACCGGCACCCUAAUAGUCGUCCCAGACGUGGGGGCGAUGUCCCUUCCGGGAGCAAAAACCCAAAUAGCGUCCAAACAUCGACAUUCCGAAGAAGCGGAAGGAGUGAGGGGUCUAAAGGCGCUGGGGGUGCGAGAUUUACAUUAUCGAAUGGCGUUUUUGGCGUGCAGCGUCCAACCGACGAAUCCAAAAUUUGGCGGGAUCGAGAUGCCUUUGGGGGACAUCACGCCGGAAAUAAUGCGACAACAGAUGACCGAGGGCGAGUGGAGGCACAUGUACGAAAUGUCCCACGACAAAAAUCUGUAUCAUAAUAUGAUUAACAGUCUUUUUCCAAGUAUUCAUGGCAAUGAUGAGGUAAAAAAAGGGAUUUUACUGAUGCUCUUUGGCGGAGUAUCAAAAACUACUAAAGAAGGAACGACACUGAGAGGAGACCUUAAUUGUUGCAUCGUGGGGGAUCCCAGUACGGCAAAAAGUCAAUUUUUAAAGCAAGUUUCGGAAUUUUCACCGAGAGCAGUAUACACCUCCGGCAAAGCGUCAUCUGCCGCCGGUCUUACCGCGGCCGUAGUAAAAGACGAGGAAUCGUCCGAUUUCGUUAUAGAGGCGGGGGCGCUGAUGUUGGCCGAUAACGGCGUUUGUUGCAUCGACGAAUUCGAUAAAAUGGACCCUAAGGAUCAGGUGGCCAUUCAUGAGGCGAUGGAACAACAAACCAUAUCUAUCGCCAAAGCGGGUGUUCGUGCUACUUUAAACGCCAGAACGUCAAUUCUGGCAGCUGCCAACCCAAUAGGAGGUCGCUACGACCGAUCCAGGUCCCUUCAGCAAAACAUCCAACUUUCCGCUCCGAUCAUGUCCAGGUUCGAUUUGUUCUUCAUACUGGUUGACGAAUGCAACGAGGUUAUCGAUUAUGCGAUCGCAAGAAAAAUAGUCGAUUUGCAUAGCAAUAUCGAGGAAACCGUCGAGAGGGUUUAUUCCAAACAAGAAGUGCUGCAGUACAUAAGUUUCGCCAGGAAGUUUAAACCGGUUAUUAAUAAAGAAGCCGGAGAGCUUCUAGUAAGUUUCUAUAAUCGCCUGAGAUUGAGAGACAGUUCGUCCACCGGUAAAUCCACCUGGAGGAUAACGGUGAGACAAUUGGAGAGCAUGAUACGUUUAUCAGAGGCCAUGGCGAGAAUGGAUAUUAGCGACGAGGUGCAGCCCAAGCAUGUCAAAGAAGCAUACAGGUUAUUAAACAAAUCCAUUAUACGAGUCGAGCAGCCCGACAUACACCUUGAGGCAGACGAAAACCAUUCCAUACACGAAGACGAAGUUAUUGAGGAAGAGACGCCGCAGACUCCAACUCCGGUUCAGCAAUCGGGCAAAAAGAAAAUGGUUCUCAGUUUCGAGGAGUACAAGAACCUGAGCAACAUGAUUGUGGUGUACAUGAGGAGACAGGAAGCCAAAAUGGAGGAGGAAGGUACCGGGGUGCACAGGAGUGACGUAGUCGAGUGGUACCUGAACCAUAUCGCCGAUCAAAUUGAAUCCGAGGAGGAGCUGAUCGAGAAAAAAGACUUGUUGGAGAAGGUUCUGGAUAGGCUGAUUUACCACGAUCAAAUCAUUAUCCCUUUAACAAAAAUGGGACUUAAGGGCAAAUCCCAAGAAGAAGAGGAAGAAGAAAAUCCAUUGCUAGUGGUCCAUCCUAACUACGUUAUAGAGUAAUUCAGUGUCACUUGAGAUCAAGCAAAACUCGUCUUAUAUUUAAGUCUCAAAAUUCAAAUUAAGGAUAGUUUGUCAGCAUUAUAUAUUAAUUUUUUUUACGAAAAAUAAACAAAAAGGUAUGUAUUGAUA